Molecule: messenger RNA, 6168 nt
Organism: Bombyx mori (domestic silkworm)
Lineage: Eukaryota; Metazoa; Arthropoda; Insecta; Lepidoptera; Bombycidae
Product: zinc finger protein 62
Exons: 2
Coding region: 125-1969 (614 amino acids)
Biological process (GO): regulation of transcription by RNA polymerase II
Cellular component (GO): nucleus
Molecular function (GO): DNA-binding transcription factor activity, RNA polymerase II-specific; RNA polymerase II transcription regulatory region sequence-specific DNA binding
Source: RefSeq, a predicted model, not a curated record
GUAUUAUCUAUGGUUCCCAUUAGUAUGACAGACAGAGUCCUAGGUAUUGUUGACGUUCGUUUUGUUAAUUUUUAAUAGUAUUUUAUUUUCGUUUUUUCUUUUUCUCCUUUUAUUUCAUCGUUCCAUGUCUAUAAACAGUGAUGGAGAUUCAUUUGAGUGCGUCGAAACGCCAACAGCACUCGAUAUCGGCUCGAAGUCCAAUGAAAGUUUCGCUCGUGAGUCUAAUGAUUUUUUCCCGCCUGGCCCAGGUUUUAGGGGCUUCGAAAAGGUUCCCAUCGUACUGGUGGCUAGAAACGACAUAGAAUUAUACUUAAAACGUAUGAACAAAGUAAAAUCUGACGGCAAUAACGUUAAAAAGCUACACGAAAAAAGAAUAACGAGUUUGUGCUGUGUGUUGUUGCAGCGAGAGGAUUUUCUGUUAUUUAGGAACGCGACACGAGAAAAUACGAAACAGGUCGACGACACGUCCAGCUCCGACACGGAAAACGAAAUGGUUGAUCCGAAAAUGGCGGUAAAAUGCAACAUUUGCGAAAAAUCAUAUCCAACCGAGAAGAAAUUGCUGAAACAUCAAGACAAAAAGCACAUGAUCGUAUACGAGAGGCCAAAGAAACGCGUCUCGUUCUCCGACCACGUUAUAGUUCACGAAGUGAAAGAAUAUCAUAAAUGCAGAAAAUGCCCUAAAAUAUUCAAAGAGUACAAAUCGUUGAAGGCCCACUCUAAAUUACACCACAAAAAGCGUAAAUGCUAUAUAUGUAAUUACUGUAACAAGAAAUUUGUAGAUCGGGUGUUUUUUAAAGUUCACAUCAAACUGCACUGUGAUGUUUGUGGACUUCUCUUUUCAAGUAAACUGAAAUAUCUUCAGCACAGACAUAAAGCUUGUCGCAUACAAAAGAAACACCAAUGCAGAAUAUGCAACGAAUCAUAUUUCCGGUACAUGGACCUCAAAGAUCACAGUCUCGAACACCUAAGGCUGUGUUAUGUUUGCGAUGUGUGUAAAGAACAGUUUGAUACGAAAUGUGCAAUUGCCCACCAUUUAAAAUUCUUGCAUUCCGGUAGACGCCCCCGGACAUUAUACAAAAUACUCAAUAUAGGCACCGAAAGACUGUACUUGUGUAGGUUCUGCGACGAAAGCUCUGUAGAUAAAAGGUUAAUAGAGAAACAUACACAGCUGUUACCGGAUUUGAGUAAUCGAGCUAUGACGGGCUACCGAGACUUCUACUUUUGCGAUCAAUGCAUGAGGAAGUUCAGCACAGAGACCGAUAUGCUACAGCACAAAUGGACUCAUUUCCUGAAGACUUCUGACAACACGCAGGUGCAACUUCAGAGUGUGCUAGUGAAUAAGAAGCCAAAGUUGAAAACGACUUACAAAGUCAAUGACGUAAUACCGGAACGCUUUAAUCCUAAAGUGGUUUUAGAGAAAUUAGCAAUAGACCCAUUUCCAAACUACAUGAGCUUUAAUUGUAAAAAGUUUGAUAUUGUUACCGGUGAAAUUAAGAAAGCUAUAGUAGAUCCGAAAAGUAAAAAAACGAUAGUAUCAAAACAUCAAUGUCCUAUAUGCGGUAAGUAUUACUCAACAAACUACUGCUUGAAUCGCCAUAUUGAAUCACAGCACAAAAAUUCCGAGAAUCUUCACUGCCAUGUCUGCGAGGAGACCUUUGUUUGGCCUUCACUCUUGAGGUCGCACAAGUGCCUCCGCCUCAACCACUCCGAACACCCAUUCCAGAACUCGAACCCGGAGGCCCCCUUCCAUAACUACAGUGAACAAAAUGCGUUUGAUGAUUUUAAUAUAUCAUACGAUGAUGAUUAUUUGAAUAACAUUGAUUUCGAGAUACCUGCUCCGAUAGUGGAGCUGACGGAAAGUGAAAAUGUGUUUAUUCCUAAUAACUUGAUAGAUCAAGACGGGGGUAAAGUGUGCAUUUCCCAGAAUGGAUAUAAAGUGGUGGUCCAAGAAGUACCUGUCGAAUUUUAGUGCGAAGUGAUUAUUGUGCACGGUGUUUGGGAUAUGAGGUUUCGGGACCUACAUUUUUUUGUGUACAAGUGAAUUGAUAAGGAGGAUUGAAAUUGUUUUAAAAGACCAAAUGUAAUAGUGACAAAUGUCAAAACUGGCAGCUGCCAUUGUUUCCAAACUUUCUAACUCUCUCAGGUGUCUAAGGGUCUAGUCACUGGAGGAUCUAUGUAUUCAUAAUCAUACAAUUAUGCUUUGGGUAAGAAACAUCAUUCCGUAUAUGUGAGUAGCCAUAUAAUGCUGCUUCACUUGUGAAAGGCUGGACCUAUUUGAUUGAUUUAAUUUUUCAAACUAUCAUGUCAAGUCAAGUAUUGUAUUACUAUUAUUACUUUAAAUCCACUGAUUAAAUUUGUAUUCAAUUAGCUAUAAAUAGACAUAAAUCGGGUAUAAAUCACAUACUGUCAUCAUGCUCUAAACUAGGAUUCAGUGUAUCGUGAGAACCGGAGACUUAUAUACAUAUUACGUUUAAAUAUAUGUACAUAUACCCGUAGCUACGUAAUGUCUAUAAAAGGGCCAUUCUUGCCUCAGCAGUAGUGAAGUAGAAUUUAUAAGUCUACCUAACAUCAUGUGGUAGAUCUUCGGUCAACAAAUUCCGUAUGUUCCUUUUAGGUCAGGAGAGUGACAUAGGCUACCUUUAUCCUAAAAAAAUAUUACACAGGAUACAACAUUGUUUAGGUAUAGUUUAAGAAGUAAUAGUAUGCAAUAAUUUAAUUUUGUGGUUCUACAGAUAAAGUAUUGUUAUAAUUUGUCACUGUUAUGAGCUGGAGCUCAGGAAAAAUUAAAACUGUUCAUUGAAACACUAAUUAAAAGUCAAUUUAAUUAUAACGACAAUUAAGGGUAGACUUAACGGUCAUGCUGGUCUUUGCUCUUCCUCUAGGUGAUCAUUUGUCGCCUACAAUCCAUGUCGUCUGUGCCAAGAUUUAUAUUCGCUUCGAUUUUGUCCACAAUGUUACAGAACAUUUAGGACGUGUUCCAGUUGUUUCUAUAUGCGUUUUUGCUAUUUGACGACAGAUGCCACUACAGUUACUGGCAUAAUUUUACCUUUCAAUUACUUUUAACACUUUUUCUUUAUCUUUAAUAAUUUUAAUACGCAAUUCAUAACUCAAGCGAUCCCCUUUUUUAUUUUUUGUAUCGACAGCUUGAGUGUGAUAAAAUAUAUGUGUUUUAAGAAAUAAAUAAACUUGAAACAUGGGUGUCAGCAUAUUGCGUGAACCUCUCGAUAACUGUCUUGGAAGCUCCUCAAUUCUACGACACCAGAUUGCAGUAGUCAUAAGAUUUUUGCAAUUUCUUAUUUAUCAUCAGCGCGACAGCGCCCCCCAUGUUUCUAACAUAUUACUUUCUUUUCAAAUUACUUAUUAAUAGUAGCUUUCAUGAAUUUACACGUGUAAAGUUAUUAGUGAGUACUUGUAAAUAUGAUUAAAAUUUGAUUAAGUUUUUAUCCAUCUCCGAGAUUGCAAUUCCCGCCAUGCUGCUGUUAUAACUUUUUUUUUUAUUGUUGUAGAUGUUAAAGGGUGCGAAACAAUCGAGUCACAUUGAUAUUUCGAUUAUCUUUUCACUUUAUUGUUUUUCGUCAGUGUAAUUUGUAAGUAGUGCUGUAUUGUUGGCAGUUUAAGUGGCAACGUGGAUUUUAAAGUCGAAUGUUUUAUUUAACGUUCUCGAAUGUUCGGCUAUAUGAAAAUGUACAUACCUACAUUUUUUGUUGUUAUAAACUCGCCAGAAAUAGUUUAAGGAUUUCCUUCGGUUUUCACAAGCUGCAGAUAUAAUUAAAAAUUAAGUUUAAGUUUAUAAAGAUAGCGUUGAAAACAAAAGUGAACUUAAGAUUUUAUUUUAUUUUAUUUGAGGGUAGCUCGCAAAGAAUAUUAUAAUUUCGACGAACAGCACCCCAGCCUUCCGCGACCACGUUCCUUGUGCAGUGCUCGUAACGUCCGAAAUGUUAUAAGCGAGACUAAACAGUAAAAGUAUUUUCAACGGUAUAUCGAGGGGUGUGACGUCAAUGUUAAAACCGAAAACCGACUUCGACUCGAAAUUUAACUGAGAAAAGAAAAGGAUCAACUUUCUAAUUUAAAAAAAAAAAAAACGAACCAUCAAAAUUAGUUUUCUCAGAAAAAAAGUUCGGAGGUUAAAUAUAAAAAAGGAAAUCAGUCGAAUUGAGAACCUCCCUGCAUUUUUUAAGUAGGCUAAAAUGAAUUAUAUGGUUACUAGUUCAUGAAAAAAGUAAACACCGUGACGUCAUUUGGCUCUAAAUUGUACUAAGCUAGAAUGUUUUAUUGUAAUAAAAAAAAGGUUGUACAUUUUUUUUUUUACGCUAGGGAAUGCAGGCAUCAAGCCAUUUAAUAUAUUUAUUUAGUUUUUAAUUCCUGUGUUAAGUUAAAAAUGUUGUUUUGUUGUUUAGAUGUUUUUAUAAAACACUAGGCCGUGUGCUUUGUAAUUAAUCAUCACGGACCUUGAUGCUUUUAUUGAGAAAAAUGAUAACAUCUUGAUUUCAGUAUUAAGUCGCCUAAAAUAUGAAUGUGAUGAAUGUGUUAGAAAAACAUCAACCAAUUCAAUUUGAAAAUAGCAUAAAAAAAUUAUAAACUAUUGAAAAAAGAUUGUAAAUAAAUCUUCAUUCAGAAUCCUAAAAUGUUAUUUCUUGUUCCGAAAUAAAAGCCUACUCUAUAAAGCCAGGUCAGUAAAAAUAUUCGUCCUGGUCCUCUUGGAGGGCUCGGGUUUGACGCGUCCUGAGACAGUUCGCCAUCUCUCUCCGCUCUAGGCCAUUCUGUUUUACUCAUUUCAUGGACUGUGGUCCCGAUUUGGUCGGUCCAUUGCAUUGGAGACUCGCGUGCUCUUGUACCGUCCGCUCUUCCUUUUAAAUUAGUAUAUAAAUAUUAAAUUUGCUAAAUUAAGCUACAUGACAAAUAUUAUGGGGCUACCAGAAAAAAAAACAAAUAAUUCCUCAGUUUCGGAAUUGGUAUUGGAUUAUUUUCUAUCGCAAAUGUCAAUAGAGUUCAAAUUAAAAUUAAAAUUUCGCGGCUCUUUAACAAUAGUUUUAAUGCGUGUAGUUUAAGUAAACCAUAAGAAAAAAAAUUUAUGACAGAUAUCUGUGUAAAAAAAUUAUGGCAAAAGGAGAUUUUAAAUAUAAAGUCAGAGUUUCUAAGUUUAUUGAAUGAGGCUUAAUUAUGGAGGGUAGAAGUAAGCCACACCUUCUCAUAUAGAGGACAAGUUGAAGAAGUGUUCACUUGUAAACAGCGAAUUGUUGUUGGAAGACUCACCGAAAUAGCGCUAGUGUAGGAAGUGGAAAUGGUAUGCAUAUAGCAGUUUUAAACAGAGUCUAGUGUGCUUUAUUGAAAAUUUUGAAGUGAAACUUCUUUAGGCGCAUGAGGGUAAAAUUUUUACAGAUGUAACGUCACACAGGUAUGCAACGGAAGUGUCGAAAAAGAGAGAGCGAUCGAGACCGAUUGAGAGAGAGUAAGACAGGGCGACGUAGCAUGAAGCAACUAGCCAUGGAGUGAGAGUAGGGAGCAAGCAAGUGAGAAAGAUCGAGAGAAAAAGUGAGACAGAGCGAACGUCGUAUCACGCACAGUGCCAUGGAACGAGAGGUGGGAGAGAGCUAUAGUGAGAAAGAUUGAACGAGAGAGAAUAAGGGAUAUCGAGAAAUAAUACACGCUAUAUUGGUUUGUGUAUUCGUUAUUAGCUGAUUAUUAGAACUUUAGAUGGCAAUUCUGUCGCAUAACGUCAUUUGCAGUAAACGCAGAUUUUUUAUAUUUUUCGUGACUUGUGUAUUAAAAAAAAAACAGUAUUUAAAACUCAAGUAUUUAUUUUUAUUACUAUUUACGUAGGACGUGUUUCUUUCCUUCUUACACGCUUAAACAGCGUCCUACGUUAAUAGUUUAUUGGCACUGUUUUUAAAAUCCUUCCACUUGCUACUAUGGCGCCACCUUAAUAGGCUCCCUUUCCGCGGACAUUUUUAUUACACUGAGAUGUUCCUCCUCACUUCUACCCUCCAUAGUUUUAAUAUAUUUGCAUAGAUUAAUAAGCAAUCUACGUGUAAUAAUGUUUUUAGACUAAGUAACAUAAUAGUAUGUUUAUUGUAUAAAAAUGCUUCGAGGAAAACAUGAACAUGUAUAUUAUAAUGAAAAGUAUGCAGUGUUGUACAUAUAAAAUAUAUAAUAGAAUUGUGAGAAGAG